AUGAGUGGAAUGUUAAAGAAACGUGGUGGUGGUGGAGGUGCACCAAGAGGUAGAGGUGGAAUGUCAAGAGGUGGCGGUCGUGGUGGAAUGUCAAGAGGUGGCGGUCGUGGUGGCGGUGGAGCACCAAGAGGUAGAGGUGGAGCAAGAGGAAGAGGUAGAGGUGGUUAUCAAAAGCAAUCGAGAGAUACCGAAGAAGAGGAAUACAACCCAUUGUCAUAUCAUCAGAUGGCAGGUGAUAGCGAUGACGAAGAAAACGACGCUCCAGAUCUAAACAUGGUGGAUAACAAACUCGCCAAGAACUUCCAAGACGAGGAGAUCGAAGAUGAUGAAGUCGAACAGAAUGACUCUGACGAUGAUAUGUAUGGUGAUUCUCUGUUUUCAAAGAGAUCAAAGAAUAAAUACGAAGAGGAUAAAGAAUAUGACGGUGUUGAAUAUAUUGAUUUUACAGAUCUUUUGGACGAUGAUAAUAUGGAGAGUUUAUCGAGAAAGAAGCAGAAGAAGUCGACACCAAGUCAACCUGCUAAACCACAACAAAAACCAACUCCAAAACCAGUUGCCAAACAACAAGCACAACAAAAAACGACUACAACAACUUCAACUCCAAAACCAACUACAACAACUACUACAACAAAAGUUACCAAGAAACAACAACCAAUCUAUGAAGAUGAUGAGGAUUCCGAUGUUGAUGAAGAAGAUGAAGAGGAUUUCGAUGAAGAAUUACUAAAUGGUGAUGACGAUGAUGACGAACUCAUCAGUGGUGAUGAAGAAGAAGAAGACAAUGAAAUCGUCUCUGGAGAUAGUGAACAAGAUGAAGAUGACUCUGACGAUGAUGAAUUAUUUGAUGGGGAGGAAUUCGAAGAUGAUGGAAUGGAUGAAGAUGAGCAAGAGGAUGGUGAACAUGGUAAACUUGUAUCUGUCAUCGAUGGACUCAAUACCAACACCAAACUAAAGAGUUCCAACAACAACAAACUACCAGAAUUAACAGAAUACUUUGGUGAUGAAUCAGAGUUUGGAUUACAACCAACUCAAGAUGGUAUGAAUACAAUGUUAUUGUUUUUGUUAUCCUAUUUAAAUAUUCUUACUAAUUAG
Heterostelium album PN500 is the source of this 1089-nucleotide messenger RNA. RefSeq lists its product as uncharacterized. The transcript is spliced from 2 exons. The record is from RefSeq and is a predicted model, not a curated record. NCBI's taxonomy places the organism in Eukaryota, Evosea, Eumycetozoa, Acytosteliales, Acytosteliaceae. The coding region runs from base 1 to 1089 and encodes 362 amino acids.